This is a messenger RNA of Eimeria mitis, 1725 nucleotides long. RefSeq lists its product as uncharacterized. NCBI's taxonomy places the organism in Eukaryota, Apicomplexa, Conoidasida, Eucoccidiorida, Eimeriidae. The coding region runs from base 1 to 1725 and encodes 574 amino acids. The record is from RefSeq and is a predicted model, not a curated record. The transcript is spliced from 14 exons.
AUGGGGACGCCCGAGUACGCGGCUCCCCACCACGUUGCGGAGGACGACCCGGAGGCCAACAGCAAGCAACCAAACAGCAGACAAAAUGACAAGCAUAGCGAAUCUGUAGCACCCGAUUUCGUGCGCUUGAAGCGCAGCGGGAGGACUCCUCUUGGGUUCUUGUUCACUGCUGCUGCAGCAGCCCUCGCGUGCUCUGCUGUUGCGUAUGUGAUCGUGUCGUGCUCUCUCGCAUUUGGUCGUCUUUCCUCUUCCCCGAAAGCUGCUCGUCUGCUUGCAGAUGGCCGGGGAGAUAUUUGCUCUCCGCAGGAGAGAGGAGCUACAGGAGAUCCCGCAGGAGAAGGGGAAGGGCCUCCCCCUCUGGUGCCGCCUCCUCCUGUGGAGGAGCUGGAGCAAACAGCGGGGGGGCAAGACGUUACGGAGCAGGGAGCGGAGCAGCUGGCAGCGCCUGCACCUCCCACAACGGAAGGGGGGGAAAGAGGACCGGGUGAUGAUGAUGAAGGCGGAGACAGUGAGGACGAGGAGACGCCGAGCGCGACCGGCCCAGCUUAUGAUGAUGCAGGAGAUACAGGGGAUCACGCAGGAGAAGGGGAACGGUCUCCCUCUCCGACAUCGCCUCCUGUGGAGGCGGGAGAGCAAGACGGAGAGCAAGGAGUGGGGGAGCAGGAAGCGGGGCAGCAAGGAGUAUGGGGGCAGGGAACGGAGGAGCUGCCCGAGCUUGCGUCUGCCGUGCGUCUGGCGUCUUCGCAAGAAGGCAUUCGGACAGCGGAAGAUGAGGAAGGACGACAGACUGAAGAGGAUGACGAUGGAGACGGCAUAUACAUGGAAAUGCGUAGCAUACCGAGCCCGACUUCUCUUACGACAACAGACAAUUUGGAGUCUGCAGUGACAGGCGAUCCAUGGCAGCGGCGGCCGACGACGGUGGAAGCGAUGAUGACUGCCAGCGAUUUUUGGCCGAGUGAAGAACCUGAGGGGACGAUUAUGGAGACGAAGGAUAUCGCAGCGUCGAUGGGGCAGAUGAUUGCAUCUUCUCCAGGAGGUCGCCGGAUACCAACUGAAGAGGAAAGCGUCUACAUGGACUACAGAGAAAUUGAUGCGGCUAUGGGGAGGCGGCCAGCUAGCCCAGUAGACGAGUACAUGCAUAUCAGCGAAGCCGCUUCCAUUAUGGAAGACUAUGAAGCAGAUGUUCUCUUCGGUUCGCCUGAUUCACGGCGUGAACAACACCGGCAAUUCCUAGAGAGAGGGCUCGUUUUUACAGGGGGCAGUGCCGCGCAGGGGAGAGCCCCUGCGGGCAGCAGACUGCCUUCGCCCACGUCGGGCACCAGCCAUAUGUGGGGAACUCCGUCUGUAAUUAUAACGCCGCCGCACCCCAGUGGAGCGCAUGCGACAGGCCAAGGCGGUGGAGGAGUAGCCCUUCCCCAGGGCGCAAGUGGGGCCGGUCCCUACCAGUAUGAAAGUGUUGGUUGGGGCAGUGGAGCUACUACAAAGGCAGGAGUGCAGGAUAGGGAGCUUCCUCCUCCACCGUUUCCGUUACCGCCGGACCUUCCACCUCUGGGUAUCUUCGGGAGCGUGAAGCAAAGGAGCAGAAGUGUUGGCGAUUAUUGUUGUUCAUAUCCGUGUUCGUGCAAUGGUCUUUGCCUUAGGGGGAAGGUGGAGUAUCGUCUGCUGCGGGGGGUGGAAGACAGGCGCAGUCUCUUCCCAGGUUCGGAGGAACGCCGCAAUGGCUAA